Molecule: messenger RNA, 1518 nt
Organism: Hymenoscyphus albidus
Lineage: Eukaryota; Fungi; Ascomycota; Leotiomycetes; Helotiales; Helotiaceae
Source: the annotation of a GenBank genome assembly
AUGAACACCGCAACCAUGAUACCAACGAAAACAGGUCUCAUGGAACGCUGGCACAUAACCCGCACCCACGUAAAAUUCUACAACAAAGUCCUCGUCUCAGCCCGCUACAAAGCGCCUCUCACUAUGCUCUCGAACACAAGAGGGGCCUUUAACCAUAAAGAUGGAUUCAAAUACUUGAUCUACUCCGCCUUAUCAGAAGUCAUCUCACAGCACCCGAUCAUAAGUGUUGUCAUCGAGGACGAAGUAAGUCCCAUUCCAGAAUGGAGGCGAGUCCAGAAAAUCUGUUUCGAGGAUGUAGUCGAGUUCUAUUCUGGAGGUUUGCAUGAUGGUGAGAAUGAGGAUGCGUGGAUUCUAGAGGGCCAUGAGAAAGAAUUGGAGGGGAGAGAUGAGAUGCCACUUUGGAGGGUGAGAGUUACUAGGCCUAUUCUCGGCGAAGAUGACGACGAAGAGGGAAUAUUUGGUUUUACAGUCGCCUUCUACUUCCAUCAUGCCAUCGGCGAUGGUCUCUCGGGAAAUGCAUUCCAUCUCACCUUCCUCUCAGCACUCAACAAUCUCCUUUCGGACCCUUCUUCCAUCUCGAACGCGGAGAUAGUACCAGCCCCUAGGCUCCCUCUCAUCCCAGCGCUGGAGAUGGGCACGAAGCUAGGAUUGACCUGGUGGUUCGUCCUCAAACAGAUAAUAAAAGCUUUCAUCUGGUCGCCCCUCGAUAAGUUAUUAUGGACCGGUCCACCGAUCAAGAACCCACCAAUACUCCCGGCAGUAGGAGACCAGAAGGGUUUCGAGAUCGAGGCCGGCAUGGUGAAGAAGCUGGUGAAGAAGUGUAGAGAGGAGAACACGAGUAUCACGGCAUUAGUCGCUGUCCUCGUCGCCAGAAAAAUGGCGAUUAUGAAUCCAACGUACUCUCAUUUCGCAGGUACCAUUCCUUUCUCCCUCCGUAAGUUUACCGGCCAUUCGGAAAGAGAUAUGGGGAAUUUCGUGUCGAAUGUUGUGCCGCUUUUUUCGUCGGCGAAGAGAACGGAGAGGGGGUAUAUAUCUUGCGUUUCUCCUGAGCAGAAAUCGGAUACUGGAACGCAUUUCGAGUUUAAGGAUACGGACCUGCUUUCUAAAGAUAAAAUCCUAUGGAACAGCGCGAGAGAAACGAGAGCUUUCAUGGCCGCCGGAACAGCAUCGCCCAAGAAUCAGAUGGUUGGUCUCCUAGGCUUCGUGAAAGAUCUUGUUCCCUUCUUCUUGAAGAAAUUCGGACAGAGAAGGGAAUACACAUUUGAGAUUUCGAAUAUUGGGGUUGUAGAUGGUGGGAUUGGAGCAGAGGGGAAAGAAGGACGGGUCACAUUUGAUAAAGUUUUGUUUUCUGGGUCUAUUUGUACCUACGCGGGACCAUUCGAAGUCAUGUUGGCGACAGUGAAGAACGGGUGGAUGACUGUUGUUGUUAGGUGGGAGAAGGGCGUUAUAAGUGAUGAAGAUGGAAGGGAGCUUGCUAGAUGGUUGGAGGGGCAGUUGAGAGGUUUCGAUGAUGUGUAG